Molecule: messenger RNA, 1033 nt
Organism: Paramecium primaurelia
Lineage: Eukaryota; Ciliophora; Oligohymenophorea; Peniculida; Parameciidae
Source: the annotation of a GenBank genome assembly
AUGAUUAGUGAAUCCAUGUCAUUUGAAAAAGAAAUGGAAAUUAAAAAAAAAAGAGAAUCUAGAAGAGAAAGAUCUAAAUUUGAAGAUAUAUAGUAUUAAUUUUAUUUAUAUAAUUAGAGAAGAGAAUGAAUCUUAGAAAAUGACAUGUUAUGAAAGUAUAUUAAAUUGUAUGGGUUCAUGUUUUGGAACAUUAAGAGCAUGGAUUCCAUGUUGUUUUUGUUGUUGUCCUUAUCCAUAUUAUCUUGUUACUUAAGGUUAAAAAGGUUUACUACAAAAAUUUGGUAAAUAUGUAAAAACUUUAGAUUCUGGGCUUCAUGAAAUAAAUCCGUAUUUUAUUUAUUCAUUAUUCUUAGAUUUACUGAGAGAGUUAUACCUGUCAGUACUAAAACAUUGUAUAAUAUUCAGAUUAUAUUUCAGUAUCAUAGAUUUAGAAAGAUAACUUGUCUUAACUAAAGAUAAUAUAACUGUCAACAUAGACACUAUUGUUUAUUAUAGAGUUGUAGAUGUUAUGAAAUCAGCAUAUAGAGUUAAAAUGAUUGUUGAAGCAAUCAAAGAAAUCACUUAUGCUGUAAAACAUAAAUCACUCUAUUUCUAUAGACUUUACGUACCAUUUGUGGAGAACACACUUUAUAAGAAAUUAUAGAAAAUAGAUAGAAAAUAGCAGAUGAAAUUGAAGGAUUCAUUUUUGAUGUUGUUUCUGAAUGGGGUAAUCAUUUCUUAUUAUUAAGGUAUUUAUUUGGAACAUAUUUUCAUUAAGGAUAUGUUAAUGAAUGAAGAAUUAUAAAGUUCAUUAUCUAAUGCACCAAAAGCAUAAAGACUUGCAUAAUCUAAAAUUAUUUCAGCUUAAGUAAAUAUAAUAAUACAUUUAUAGAGUGAUGUCACUGCUGCAAAAUUAUUAAGAGAAGCUGCUGAUAUGUUAGACUCUAGAGCUGCCAUGUAGAUUAGAUAUUUUGAAACUGUUUAAUUGAUUGCUAAGAAUCAUAAUCCAAAAAUACUUUUUCUAUCUAUGGAUUAAUAAAAUCAAAAAAAAUGA